CUGUUGACGUUGAUUUUGUUGCCUUCUAUUGCCAACUCCAAUCUCCCACUGAUGUGACCGAUCUGCAAUUUGAAUCAGAAUGGGAGUUUCUUUCCUUGCUGUUUUUCUUCCUGUACAUAUACUAUCUCUGCGCGCAGAGAGAGACUUCUUUCCCGACGUCCUCCCGGGCUUCUUCCCAUCUCCACUGGCACCUUCAACUGAAUGUCGCGAUGGCUACCAUUUUGAUAAAUCAGACUUUUGACGAUAGAGACACAGCAGAUCUUCACUAUGCAGGAGGAUGGCCUUCACCCCAGGAUGGGUCAUAUAAUGCCACCAAUGUUGGACAAACUGGAACUCUUUCAUCUACAGAAGAUAUCAGAGCAAAUGUCACAUUUACUUUCCCAAUCCCAGCCAAUGCAGUGUACUACUAUGGAAUUCGUCGUUGUUGUGGAGGUCUUUACGCUAUCUGUGUAGAUUGCGAUCCUAAUAAUCCGAUUUUCGAGACAAUCGAUGCAGUCAACUCAACGGACGAUGGAAAAAACCCUCCCGUACGAACUUUAUCUGCUCUUUAUUUCGUCGUGCUUUAUAUGUAUCACCUCACAAAGGUCAUUCUUUGGUCCAAAACUUUCGAUACGUUUGGAAUACAUGCCAUUAUACUCACAAAUCAAAAUGAUUCCCGGUUUGGGCACUCGCAAAUAACAAUCGACAGGUUUGAACUCCAGGUUCCAAACACAGCACCGGUGGUUACCACCCUCGUAUCUGAACCUUUAGCCACAACUUCCACCGCUUCUUCGCCGUCACCCACUGUAUCUAUUCUAGCUCAAUCAAAGGCACCUGUGCCCAUAGGCGCCGUCAUUGGUGCUAUAGUUGGUGCUGUCGUCUUAAUCGGUUUCAUCAUCAUCAUGUGGGUACUUUACCGGAGACGACGAAAGAGGAUUCGUGCACCCGACGAUAUUAACCCUUCGUCGCAAAUGGCCUCUAUAGCAUCUACGCCACGUUAUGCGCCUACAGUGACUCCCACUGGGAGCGAGUCUUUUACCGCUUCGCCCCUCUCAGCGCGCAAAUAUCGCAGACAAAUCCCACCCUCGUCAUCGGACGUGGAUACCUCUGCAGCCUCGACAUCCUCUUCCUCUUCCCUAGCCGGUCGUCAGCGCAGUCGUCCGUUCCCUCGGCCCCGAAGAGAAACAGAUGCGGGUCAAAUCCCAGAUGAUUUCAGCGAUGGUGAAACGCUUCCUCCCGACUAUGAUCAGGUUUUUCAAAGUGCCUCACGUUCGACAAAUAGAGACUCACCGCGUCCCUCAAUGCCAGCUGGGCAGUUCACGUCUUCCGCCGAGCUUAAUCCUGACUCUGUGGACAUCUUGUCACGAGGGAAGACUUGA
Lentinula edodes (shiitake mushroom) is the source of this 1358-nucleotide messenger RNA. RefSeq lists its product as uncharacterized. Lineage: Eukaryota; Fungi; Basidiomycota; Agaricomycetes; Agaricales; Omphalotaceae. The transcript is spliced from 3 exons. The coding region runs from base 210 to 1358 and encodes 382 amino acids. The record is from RefSeq and is a predicted model, not a curated record.